Bicyclus anynana (squinting bush brown) is the source of this 751-nucleotide messenger RNA. Its product is annotated as fatty acid-binding protein 12. NCBI's taxonomy places the organism in Eukaryota, Metazoa, Arthropoda, Insecta, Lepidoptera, Nymphalidae. Gene Ontology annotation, biological process: fatty acid transport. The coding region runs from base 158 to 571 and encodes 137 amino acids. The transcript has 5 exons. Gene Ontology annotation, molecular function: fatty acid binding. Gene Ontology annotation, cellular component: nucleus; cytosol. The record is from RefSeq and is a predicted model, not a curated record.
UAAUAAUCUGUGACAUCAUUUGAGUUGACGUUUGUGGUUGUUAACUUGUUUGUGGUUUUACAUAAAGUUGCAGUAAAAAUUAAAUUGCAAAAAUAAAUAAAACUAAUAAAUAUACAGCAAUUUUUGAUUUUCAAGACUGGAAUAAAAAGAUAAAAUAAUGCCACCAAUAGCUGGAAAGUAUCAACACUACAAAAAUGAGGAUAUUGAUGACUAUUUCAUUGCAGUAGGUGUACCAUAUGUGGGGCGUAAGAUGAUGGCAAUGUCAUCACCAUUAAUGGAAAUAACAGUGGAUGGUGAUAAUAUAACCAUAAAAAAUUCUUCCUUACUAAGAACAGUUGAGACAAAAUACAAAAUUGGAGAGGAAUAUGAGGAACAUAUGCCAAGCACAACUAUUAAGAGUAUAACAACUUUGGUAAAUGACAAUGAACUUGUCACCCAAUCAGUUAUUCCUGAGACUGGUGAUAAAUGUGGCAGACAUUACAUGUUCACUGAUGAUGAAUGUGUUAUUACAUUGACACAUGAGAAAGCAAAAACACCUGGCAAAAGAUACUUCAGGAGAGUGAAGUCUUAAAAAUGAUCUAUCAUAUUAUGUAUUACUUUAAGAAGAAUCUUUAAUCAUCAGUCAAACUGAAUUUUUAAGUUAUUUUUUUAUACUAUUCAUAUACUAUAUCUACAUUCUUUUAUUUUUAUAAUCUUUAUUUGAUAUAUUUGACUAAAAUAUGAUGUUAUUAAAUACAUAUGCAUUUUAAAA